AUGGCAACCUCUAAGUCGCAACAGUUCUUUCAUACCUCUGGCGCUACGGACUCAGUCUGGGUUCACCAAGACCCCGUUUCUAACCGCCCAUCAUUCUCCAUGCUUAACCAAGACAUUGAGACUGACGUCUGUAUCGUUGGUGCUGGCAUCGGCGGUAUUUCUACAGCCUAUGAGCUUGUCACCCGAGGGCGCGAAGUCGUCCUUCUGGAAGCUCGUCAGGUACUUUCUGGAGAGACAGGCCGGACUAGCGGCCAUUUGACCAAUGAUCUUGACGAUGGGUAUACUGAAAUUGCCAAGAAGCACGGUGAUGAAGGCGCCAGAGUUGCCGCUGAGAGUCACGCCUGGGGAAGAGAUCGUGUAGGAGAGAUCUCUCAGAUGCUUGGUAUCGAGUGCGAGUACCGCAAGCUUCCGGCUUACGAGGUUUCUCAGUACUCUACAAAGGACACAAAGGAACAUGAGGAUGAGAUGAAUGAUCUUCGUAAGGAAGAGGCAGCUCAGAGUAAAUUCGGCAUUGAUGCUAGAUUUGAUGAAUCACUGACCGUUCGUGGCUGGGAUGGAGCAAUUGACCAGCGCGGCGGUCUCAUUAUCAAAGACCAAGCAACAUUCCAUCCAACAAAGUAUCUCAACGGCAUCCUCAACUGGCUCAAGGCCCAGCCCAACUUCCGCUGCUUCGACCAAACGCGCGUCAUGGCCGUUGAAGAAAAAGGCAUUGAGAUUCUCGGCAUCGGCAACAAAUCUGUCAAUGUCUCGACAGCAGAUGGCUACACUGUAAAGUGCAACAACGCGGUCGAAGCAACCUGCGUUCCCCUCCAGAAGCUCAGCGUCAUCGCUCAGAUGGAGUUCAUACGUUCUUACUGUAUCGCUGCGCGUAUACCUAAAGGCGCUAUUGAGGAUUGUCUGUUAUAUGAUCAGGCAGAGGAGUAUAAGUAUGUUCGACUGACUGCUUGUGAUGAUGAGCAUGAUUAUCUUGUUGUGGGAGGGUGUGAUCACAAGGUUGGACAGGAAGAUACGACUACUGAAUUUGAUGAACUUGAGAAGUGGACGCGUGAGAGGUUUUCACAGGUCAAGUCUAUUGACUACCGCUGGAGUGGCCAGAUCUUUGAACCUGUUGAUUUCAUGCAGUUCAUUGGUGACGGUCUCACGCAUGGAGUUUUGGCUGGGCGAUUGAUCGCAGACGAAAUCGACGGCAACAAGAACCCAUGGGCAGACAUCUACUCCCCCAAGCGCAUCGCAUCAAUGGUCAAGUCCCUCCCCAGCAUGAUCGCCCACGACGUGCAGAUCAACGCGCAGUACAAGCGCUUCCUACAAUACGACAUCACAGACAUUGAAGAUCUCGGUCGUGGAAUGGGCGGGGUAUUGAACAAGGCCGGAUCAAAGCCCAUCGCCGUGUACAAAGACGAAGAGGGUAACGUGAAGCAGUACAGCGCUUUGUGUCCCCAUAUGAAAGGCGUCGUGUGCUGGAACACUACUGAGAAGAGCUUUGACUGUCCUGUUCACGGAAGUCGGUUCUCACGCGAGGGUAUUUGUGUAAUGGGGCCUUCGAAAGGAAACUUGGAUCCUGUUGAUGAGGCUGGAAAGACGGAUCAAGAGAAUGUCGCUGGCAGUUAA
This is a messenger RNA of Fusarium mangiferae, 1608 nucleotides long. RefSeq lists its product as uncharacterized. Bases 1 to 1608 code for a protein of 535 amino acids. Gene Ontology annotation, cellular component: cytoplasm. The record is from RefSeq and is a predicted model, not a curated record. The transcript is spliced from 4 exons. Gene Ontology annotation, molecular function: 2 iron, 2 sulfur cluster binding; oxidoreductase activity. Lineage: Eukaryota; Fungi; Ascomycota; Sordariomycetes; Hypocreales; Nectriaceae.